Molecule: messenger RNA, 16278 nt
Organism: Topomyia yanbarensis
Lineage: Eukaryota; Metazoa; Arthropoda; Insecta; Diptera; Culicidae
Exons: 8
Coding region: 1-4995 (1664 amino acids)
Biological process (GO): actin cytoskeleton organization; positive regulation of stress fiber assembly
Molecular function (GO): guanyl-nucleotide exchange factor activity; protein binding
Source: RefSeq, a predicted model, not a curated record
AUGGGGAGAACAGAUCACGGUUUCAGUCAGAAAAAUGAAACAAAGCCCUACCAAACGGCGGACACUUCGUGGGACAGUACAUUAUCGUUCGAUCUUACAACCGGUGGCGGCGGCGGCGGCAAUAAACGAGCACCAGAAACGGCUCCCAUCAUCACCGACAAUAAGCGACAGCAGCAGUUGCAGGCUGUUACGGACCACCAUCACCCACCUCAAUUGAUCCCAUAUCCGUCGGAACGGAAUAGCAACACCAAACUCGACUACAAACCGUCAACCCGUACGGUCAGUUCCGAGGAUAGCUGCUACUCGGAGGGACGGUACAUUUCCUCCUCCGAUGACGAAGACGACGAGGACGACGACGAAGACGAACUAGAUCUGGACGAGAACGAUAUCCGAGAGGAGUACCUCCGGGAGCAUCAUCACCGCAAACGUAGUCUCGGUCAACCAAAGAACUCAACGCCAAAGGAAGCGGCGCAAAUCGCCGCACCGUCGGCUGAAAUCGUCGUCAUCCCCGAUCAUCAUCAGCAGGUGGUGGCGGGUGCUGGGGAACGAAGACGCAGUAUCACGCAACUGCAGAACACACUCAACAAGGCCAAGUAUCACUUUUCGUUCGAUAAAUGGAAAGGUCACCACGGCGGUGGCAGCAGCAACAGUGCAGCGGCAGCAGCAGCAACAGUAGUGGUCAACGGGAAUCAUCAUCACGUCAGUACCAGCCGAACCGUAGCCCCCUGCAUAUCCGGACCGGUGGCUGUUGGUGGAGUCGUUGGCGGUAAUGAUAAAUUGUUGAUUACCGAUCUCGCUAACAAUAAUCGGAAUUCGGUGCACGCAUCCACAAUGCCGAGCACAACUUCCGCAACGUCCUCCCCGCUACCACCGUUGGUCAUGAGCCCCGGGUCCAGUUCGAUCGCAGCGUCAGCUGCAUCACCCUGCUCGGCCAGCCCAUCAGCCGCCUCCAUUUCAUCGGAACCGUUCUCACGACUAUCGCGCUGGUUCUCGAUACGUCGCGGCUCGAUGAAUCAGUACGAUGUGAAGGGUCACAGUGGUGGUGGUGGUGGCGGCGGAAUGACGAAUUCGGUUUCCGCUGGCGGAAAAGAAAAUCGUCGCAACAGUAUCGACCACGUGGACUCGACCGGUUCCCUCUUCGGUGGUACCACCACCGGCAGUAGAUUCGAUGCUGGCAAGUUGGCGAUGGGAAAAGUUAUGGAAGCGGACGAGGAUCCUCUGCAGUUGGCACUGGACAGUUUUGCGAUGACCCGAGGUGCCGGAGGGGAACCGAAAACGACCGAGAGGAGACACAUUCCGGUUGCACUGCCACCGGCUCCACCGGAACUAACCCAGCAGCAGAUGAAACGAAGACUGAUCGUGGCCGCUAUCGUUCACAGUGAGAAUUCUUAUGUGGCCUCGUUGCAGCGGCUGGUGAAUGAAUACAAACGACCCCUCGAGGAAAGCAACCCGCCUAUUCUGAACCCAUCGAAGACUGCCAUUCUGUUCCACCGCUUACCGGAGAUCCUACAGCUGCACACUCUUUUCCGCAUUUCGCUAGCCGAUUACAUUCAAAGUUGGGACACGGAAGAGAAGAUCGGUGACGUUUUCGUGGCCACCUUUAGCAAAUCUCUCGUUCUGGACGUGUACAGCGGAUUCAUCAAUAACUUUUCAAUCGCCAUGGAUCUGGCACGGAUGGAAGCGAAGCGAAAGUCGGCUCUGUCCGAUUUCUUCAAGGUUAAACAGAUCAGUUCCCACGAUCGGUUGUCGUUCUUUGGGUUGAUGGUUAAACCGGUGCAGCGGUUUCCGCAAUUUAUCCUAUUUCUGCAGGAUCUGUUGAAGUAUACCCCGCAAGGGCACCACGAUCGGAUGUCACUUCAGUUGGCACUGACCCAGCUGGAAUCGCUGGCGGAGAUGUUGAACGAGCGAAAGCGGGAAGCCGAACAGUUCCAAGCGUUUAAGGAAAUGUUGGAGAAUAUCAGCGGAACGUUUAACAUUCGUUCGUUGGUUUCCGGCGGGACGUCCGAUACGACGAUCAAUAGUAGUAAUACGAGGUAUCUGUUGCGGGAGGACAAUGUUACCCAGCUGGAGUUCAAUCAGUCCGGGUAUAUUGUGAAGAGUAAAAAGCGACGGUUGUUGCUGUUGAACGAUAAGGUUCUAUGUGUUUCGGUGGCUCCCAAACAGUCGCACGAAUUCGGUUCCUCGGAGAAGCUGACAUUCAAAUGGAUGCAUCCGGUGCAGGAUGUUGAGAUUGUGGAUAAUAAUCAGUCGAUCACGCUUUCGAGGAUACUAACGGCGGGUAUGAAACGAGGUAACAGUCUUAAAUCAAACUCGAGCUUCGAUUCGCCGCAUCUUGGAACGGGCGGGCAUUCCGUUGGAAGCACAGCAACGAUGAACAGUUCGUUCGGUAGCGGACCCGGUGGAACGUUGCCGGGUUGUGGUAGCGAUGCGGAUAACCUGUGCGGAGAAAUGAACAAUCUGAUGCAUGACUACGAGGUCAUGUCCAGGAUUAACGAUCUGGUCGGUUCGCUCAAGGGUAGCUACAAGGAAAUCAAUCUUGGUGUGACGAAAUCCAUCCUCGCGGAUAUUCAAACGUCAAUACAGAAAAAGGACGAAGAAAUUUCCUGGGUGGAUUCGUGCUGUCUCCAGUUGGUACUGAAAAACGUUGCCAAGGGUGGCAAGGAGGACCUAACGUACACAUUCCAGAUCGAGAGUCCACAGGUUAAGAAGGACUGGAUAACGGAGCUGCGGCUAGCGCAGCUCGCACUGGAUCCGAACAAUUCUCCCGCGUGGCAAAUCGGUGCCGAGCACGAGCAGAGAUACUCCCUGGCCAAGAUGCCGCUGUUUGUGAAGGCCUACCCGGUCUACAAGUCGCAGCAUCAAACCGAGGUCUGCUGCGGAUGUUAUUUCUCAUCAAACCUAGCGGCAUCUGGGGCUUACCGGCUGAAACCUUCCGCCCGGAAACGUUCGAAGCACUCGAACACGCUGUGGAUCUGCUCGAGCGAUAAGAUCAACAGUCACGUAACGAUUCUUUCGCACAACAGCGCCCAGCACCAGAGUAACGGGGGAUUCGGGGAGUUGGCUCGGUUCAGUUUGGGUGAAACGAUCGUCACCUGUAUGGAGUAUGUGAAGGAGGGCGGGUUGAUCACCGGAGAUGACGUGGGUGUGGAUUCGAUCUGGAUGGGAACGAACAACCACCGGGUGCUGAUCUAUUCGGCCAGUUAUCCCAUUAAUGAUGAGCAGUUGGUUAACCUGUCACUGCCGGGAAUUCCUAGUCAGAUAUUGUACUUUAAUGAGCGUGUUUUCGUUGGGAUGACGAACGGAAGUGUGUUGGUUUUUGGCCGGACGGAGGUAGGCAUCUGGAGCUUGAACAGUCCGAAGAUUUUGACGGUACAGUCGGAACCGAUCACGAGCUUGUUGGCGAUCAACAGCAGCGUGUACUUUGCGGCUGGUCAAAACGUCUACGUGAUCAACGGAAGAACGAGUGAGGUCGAGAAGAACUUCCACAUUAAGCACACGAAUUCGGCUAACGUUAGUUCGAAUGUGAAUCUCCUAGCCCACUCCGGAAUCGGUCUAUGGAUCUCGCUGAAGAAUUCCAGCAUCAUUUGUUUGUAUCAUACGGAAACGUUCAAACAUCUACAGGAUAUUAAUAUCGCUUCGAACGUACUGCGAGUGACUUCAUCGCAUCAGAAUCCUUCGAGGGAAUCCAGUUCUGCCAUUCAAGUAACCGCUCUGAUGGCGGCCAAAGGAAUGCUUUGGGUCGGAACGAAUGUUGGCAUCACGUUGACGAUUCCUCUGCCGCGACUCGAAGGAGUUCCGAUCAUCAGCGGAGGUGUUAACAUCUCCUACCAUGCUCAUCUGGGUCCAGUCACCUUCCUGCUUCCUCUUGUUACCAAAUCCUAUCAUCCCCUCAGCACUGCGCAAGCAGUCAAGGCCCCUGAACUGAAACUGAUAGCAGCGAAUAGCGAAAACAAAGAAGAGAAUCGAUCGGUGGAACCGGUUGUCAAGGUGGAAGACUCAGAAAAACAGAAGGAAACUACGGCUUUGAAAGAGCAGAUCUGCUCCAGUCCGGUGAUCCUUCGCCGAAAGAAACAACCUCCCAUGGACUCCGGUCGUAUGGCGAAGACGCUUCCCAGGAAUCUCCGAACCAGUAGUGGAGCUUUUUCACCCUCCAUCCAUUCGACGCUGUCCUCCUCGUCCCAGUACUCGGACCAGACCUGCGAUGUCUACGGAUUGUACAGUGACCUAAUUUUCGUCAAAGAAGACAUCGAAAAUCAGGACGAUCGUAACAUUCUAGAUCCCAGCUACGAAUAUCAGCGCCGAAGCGAUCCGGACAUUGCAGCUAUACCGGCCAAAGUAACCACCCUGGACCGACGGCUACGGAUGAAGGUGAGUCGCCCCCGAUCACUUGACCUGUCCAAUUGGUCCAUGGAAUCACGAUCGUCCAGCGUGUACACUUCCUCCGGAAGUGACGAGAACGUGGGCGGUCGCAGCGCAAAUGGCAGCAAAAAUGUAUCCCGCAACAGCUCCAGCGCUAGUCACAAAAUGAAUAACUCCGAUCUGGACAACAUCAACGAGCACGAGGUGAUCAUGCUGGCACCUCUAAAACCAACAGAGCCGAAUCAAGGCACCUCCAAAGAAUCAACCGCUCCGUCGGCGUCGUCGUCGUCGGAGCUGGAAAAGUAUCCUUCUCACACGGCCAAACGGAAAAAGGCUCAGUCGACGAGUGCCGGCGGUGCCGGAGGAGUAGGAGGAGCUCAAACCGGUGGAGAUAACAACGGCUCAGCCCGGAGAACGAUCCUCACGCUAACCGGUGGUCGAGGUUGCGUCAACUGGCGGCACAUUUGGGAGCGGGCUGGUCCUGCGGACGGUACAAGCAAAUCCGCUACCAAUUCGCCACAGAAUCAUCAUCACCACCAGCAGCACCAGCGGACUAACUCGGCCACGUCCCUGGCCGGGUUGGGACAAACCAACUCAACCGAUGCUCAUAUAAUCAUUUGGGAGAAGAAACUGUAGGUUUGUAUUUUUGUUUUCCUGAAACAAUGUGAAAAGUGUAAAUAAUCCGGCUUUUUUGUGUGGAUCGAGCGGUACUUUUUUAGCUUUAGAGAAGAAAAAAAGUAUAUGAAUAUAGUCCUAUAUGUUGAUUUGCAACAAACGAAUCCCAGUGAACUGGUAGUGUGUGCUGAGAUCGCAUAAAAACCCAUUUAGGCAAAAGAGUUAAAAAAAUGUGAUAGAUAUUUUUUCGUUGCACACAUUUCGAUUGCAUAUUCUCAUAUCUCACCACAAUCAUAUUUUGUUCACCCUUUUUUCCCGGAAAGAAGCGAAAGCCAUCGCUUCAACCGCGGAACCAGGGCAAAAAGAUGUAUAUUUAACUAAUUUUAUAUAUAAUUUUUAUAAUUGGCAUACAUCAAACCAACGGAGAGAUUUGUUAGUUGUAAAUGAAAGCAUAUAUUAUAUAGAGUCAAUCGAAUCGGAAAAAUCUAGCAGAAAAGUAUGAAUUAGUAUCAUUUUUUCCACAUCAUCAAAAGAAAAAAAACAACCUCAAAAAUCAAAACAGCGGUAUUUAUUGUUACUUUGUAAGAGAGCUACCACUCGACCAGAUUUCCCAUUCCGUGCAGCAAUGAUAAUUGAUAAUUUUGUAACGAACCAACGCAGAAGAGAAAGUAGGAUCCUCCCGUAAACCGCAUUCUAUUCGAGUAAGGAAAGUUUAAUCUCUCUGAACCCGGUAUCAUCAGGUAGGCAUUUAACGGUUUGUUAGUUUUUAGUACGAAACAAGAAAAGUUUUACCUAUUGUACAGAACUAAUACUACAGCGUUAGAUUGAUUACUUUGUAAAACUUCGAAUUGAACGAGCGAACAAAGAAGCGUUAAGGGGGUUGGAAUUUUGUACAGGAUUCGUUUAGGAUUAUACUAGUUAUUAUUGUUCCUUUACACUUGUUUCCUUUCUAUCACAUGUUUUCAUAUCAUUCGAAAGAGAGAAAAAAAUAGUUCACCUUCUGAAAUCACUGUAAAUGUUUAACCCAACUCAUCCUUGCUCUAUUCUGGCCUCUCUGAUCUGCAUAUCAUCAAACUUUUAAAUCUGUUUCAAUAGAGUAUUUGUAAUAACAAGUAUAGACAAAAAAAAUCCCGGUGGCAAAAAAACAAUAACCCAAUUUAAUAAAAGGACUAGAUGUUCAAUAUUUGUAAAAAGUGAAAAUGAAAAAAAAAUGCUGUCUAUUGUUUCCUUCUCUUCUAUAUCACCAUCAUUGCAAAUUCUAUAAUAAAACUACACAUGCACGCUGCACGAUGGACAAAAGCACGGAAUGUUUCUGCUAGCAGUCAUUUUUACAAACCUACUUUAUCUCAACGUUAGCUAGUGUGGGAAUGCUGUUAACAAUAACUCCUUUUUUGGAUAAAUGUGUUUCUCAACGAAAUCUAUACCCUUUUCCGUAAUCCAAAGCGAACCACUACGGAGUAAACCUGGGGAACGUAUUAUCUGCUGCGCUGUCUAAUUGUCGAAAGAUGCCGAGUGAGUUGAGGGAUUGCUCACUUGCCAGCAUGUGACCGAAAAAUCUCCAUUUAAGUCUACUUAAUGUAGGCUGGGAAAUCUUUAGAGUUUGUACUUGUUCUGAAUAAAUCAAGGAAGAUUCAACUACUAGGUAAUAUGCUUCUUGUAUGAAGGCAGCAAUCUCUUCUACAGACGUUCAGUAAAAAAUGGUAAACUUCAAACCACAGGAACAUAUCGAUCAAUUUUUUUCACUCAAAUCGAUCUAUCCGCAUCGCUUAUAUUCUCCCAUACGACGGCGGUAUACUAUUGUGGACCUGGGAAGCGUUCUGAGUCAACUUCCAAAUGCAUCCGGCCUUGUCAAAACUCGUGAGAACAAUUUCCGAACCUGUUGUUUCAGCACGUUGUUCUUGGUCUGCACUUUGUGUGGUUAUUGUCUACUUUGCUUUUAUAGACCCUCGGGUUGUUCAGUUUUUUGAUACAUUUGAUUAAUCUGACGCUCGUUUCCGCUUCAUUGGCCAAAAUACGUGUCGACAUAGAUUUAUUCUUUCUAACUAGAGUCAAGUUUCGGGUUGGAACAUCUGGGUUUUCUGCAGUUCAUCCAAAGCAUAGUGUUCCCUAAACUUGUGUAUGAUGGAUUUUACACUCGCGGGAUGAAUUCCAAAAAAACAAUUUCCGUAUAGUUACACCCUUUUCACUUAGCCAUGUGUCCAAAACCUUAAUUUUCAUCUAAUUUUCAAUGCGCGACAUUUUGGAAACGAAACAUUUAAACCGUGCAAAAAAGUAAACAAACUGAAGAUGACAGUCAAACGCACAGCAUGCUGUGAUGAGCACAUUAAAACCUAAUUCAACGUAUACGGAACGACUCAACCAUUUUCUCCGGACAACUUGGCUUUUGUAUUGAGAAGCAAGUUUCCUUUAUUACGAAGCCCCGUACAAAACCAGUUUUUUCGCUUGAGCUGGACAGACUUGAGCAAUUGAAAAUCGUCACACCGGUAUUCAGUUCGCAAUGGACUGCUCCGAUAGUAGUAGUAUCAAAACCAGCUCUGCACUUGAAUCACAACAGCAUUGGUUGCCACUUCCGCAAGACAUCUUAGUUAAACUGACCAACAAAAAAAAAUCAAUCAGAUUCAGAUCUCCAAGUUGACGUUGGACCGUCAUCCAGAAAAUUGUUAAUUAUUAACACAAACAGGGAUCUUCUCGAAUUCAACCAACUGUAUCCAGAUCUAAAAACAGAUCCAGGAGCAUUUCAAGAAACCGUGAACAAUACUUACCUUACCGUUCAGGCUAGAGCCUUGUUGUCUCUUGCUGUAUGAAGAAGCCAUCUCCACUCCACUCGGUCCAUUGCUGCUUGUCGCUAGUCUCGCAGUCUUCGAAGGGUCCGCAGGUCGUCCUCUAUCUGGUCGAUCCACCGUGCUCGCUGUGCGGCGCCGUCUUCUUAUUCCUGUAGAGUCGCCCUCAAGAACUAUCUUCACCGGGUCGUCGUCCGACAUUCUUACGUCUUGCAUCUGCACGCCACCAUAGAUGGUACGAAGCACCUUUCGUUUGAAAACCCCAAGGGCGCGUUGGUCCUCCACGAGCAUAGUCCAGGUCUCGUGACCGUAGAGGACCACCGGUUUAAUCAGCUUCUUGUAGAUAAUUAACAAUUUUGUUCGACCGGAGCGUCCUCCGGAGUCCAAAGUAGGCACGAUUUCCCGCCAAGAUCCGUCUCUGAAUUUCUCUGCUGGUAUCAUUGUCGGCGGUUACCAGUGAGCUCAAAUACACGAAUUUGUCGACCAUCUCGAUUUCGUCACCGUCAAUCCGAACUCAAGAUGGGAGGUUCAAAUUGUCGUCUCUAGAACCUCUUCCUCUCAUGUAUUUUGUCUUCGAAACGUUGAUGGCAAGUCCAAUUCUGCUGGCUUCAGCUUUCAGUACGUUUCUGACAUCGCCUCAAAGUUCCGUGCCAUUAUGUCAAUGUCGUCGGCGAAGCCAAGAAGCUGGACGGACAUCCUGAAGAUCGUGCCACUCGUGUCUAUCCCCGCUCUCCUUAUUACACCUUCUAACGCAACGUUGAACAGCAGGCACGAUAGACCAUCACCUUGCCGUAACCCUCUUCGAGAUUCAAAGGGAGUGUCCCUGAUACUCGAACAACGCACAUCACCCGAUCCAUCGUCGCUUAGACUAACCGUGUUUGCUUAUCCGGAAAACCGUACUCGUGCAUUAUCUGCCAUAGCUGAUCUCGAUCGAUUGUGUCAUAUGCCGAUUUGAAAUCGAUGAACAAAUGAUGUAAGGACACGUUGUAUUCGCGGCACUUCUGCAGUACCUGCCGAAUCGCGAAUAUUUGGUCCGUGGUGGCGCGGGAACCCAUGAAUCCCGCUUGGUAGUGCCCCACGAACUCCCUUUCAAAUGGUGAGAAUCGGCGGCAAAGAAUUUGGGAGAGGACCUUGCAGGCGGCGCUAAAUAGUGUGAUCGCGCGGUACUUCCAGAAAUCCAACUUGUUACCCUUUUUGUAGAUUGGGCAAAGGACACUCUCCAUCUACUUCUCCGGAAGUCUCCUCCUCCCAAAUUUUGGCGAUUACUCAGCGCAGCGCAGCGCUCUAGCCGGUGUUUCACCACCGUAUUUUAAUGACUCGCUGGGUAGUUGCUCUACAGCGGCAGCUUUGUUGUUUUUCACCGAUCUCCUCCUUGACUUCUUGGAGAUCAGGGACCGGCAGCCUAUCGUCUUCUGUGCGUACUCCAAGAUCCGUUGCCAUACCGCCUUCGUUCUCUGCUGCUUCACCGUUGAGGUGCUCGUCAUAGUAGUGCUUCCCCCUCUCAAUCACCUCACACUUGUUCGUAAGAAGGUUACCGUCUAAGUCCCUACACAUAUCGGAACGUAGCCUUUACGCGAACUGUUUAGCUUCUCGUAGAACUUCCGUGUGUCGUUUACGCGGUACAGUUGUUCCAUCGCUUAGCGAUCUCGUUUCUCCUGUUGGCGCUUCUCGCUACGGAGGACCGAGGUUUGCCUGUUCCGUGCUUGUUUGUAUCGCUCCACAAUCCGUCUCGUUCCUUGCUGCAUUCUUGUCCUCUAUUAACUGCUUACAUUCAUCAUCGUUUCCUCGAUUCGGAAUCGCUGUACCUACUGCCGCUAUAGCAGUACUUCCUAUGGCGGAACGAAUCUCCCUCCAGCCAUCUUCAAGACUAGCUGCGCCCAGCUGUUCUUCCGUGGGUAGUGCUGCUUCCAGCCGCUGUGCGUAGUCUUGGGCAACCCCGGCGUCCCGAAGUUGCGCGAUGUUGGGCCUUGGCAGUGUGGUACACCGUCGAGAGUUUUGAGCGCAUGCAUACUGCAACUAGGUAAUGGUCCGAAUCUAUAUUCGCACUACGAUAGGUACGAACGUUGGUGAUAUCAGAAAAGAAUCGCCCGUCGAUUAGAACGUGAUCGAUUUGGUUUUCGGUGCGUUGGUCAGGCGAUCUCCAGAUGGCUUUGUGGAUAUCUUUGCGGGGGAAGAAGAUUAUACUUCGGACUACCAUGCCACGGGAGGCUGCAAAGUUCACGCAUCGUUGGCCGUUGUCAUUCGAUGCGGUGUCCAAGCUGUUUGGCCCUAUUACCGGUCUAAACAUUACCUCCCGUCCUACCUGAGCGUUCAUAUCACUGAUGACGAUUUUCACGUCCCGGUGCGAACAGCUGUCGUACACCUCCUCCAGCUUCGCAUAGAUCGCUUCCUUCUCGUCGUCGGGUCUCCCAUCGUGUGGGCAGUGUACGUUGAUAAUGCUGUAGUUGAAGAAACGGCCUUUGAUCCUCAACUAACACAUCCUUGCGUUGAUCGGAGUUCAUCCAAAUACGCGUUGACGCAUCCUAGCCAGCACUAUAAAGCUGGUUCCCAGCUCGUUGGUGGUGCCACAGCUCUGGUAGAAAGUAACCGCCCGACACCCGCUUUUCCAUACCUUUUGUCCUGUCAAGCAAAGUUCCGGCAGUGCUACGACUUCAAAGUUGCGUGGUUGGAGUUCGUCGUAGAUCAUCCUAUCGAAAGCUGGGCAGUUCCAUGUUCCGAGUUUCCAAUCGUAGUCCUUAUUUCGUCGGGUAGGUCUCUGCCGAUUGUUCCGAUUCGUAUUUUCUUCUGUAUUGUACGUAACGGUUAGUUUUCCAGGGCGGCUUGUUGACAUGGGGGGCGGCUUCCCCAACCCCCUGUCUCGCCGGAGGACCAUCGGGUCAGCUCUGUUUAGAGUCGCACGCUGACACGAGGAUGAUACAUCAGCCGCCAUUAACAUGGGGAACAGACGCUCGAAUGGACUCACCCUCCGAAAAGAGGAGCUCCCCCUCUUCCCUGUCAGCAUACGACCAUGGUCCCACCGGGUUCCUUAUCUUUCCUAUGGUUACUCGUACUUCAGCUGGUAUCGCUGGAAGUUACUGGACAAUAGGCUAAGGACCACUGUGGCGAACCACCGGAUCUAUAUUACGCAUUGCCCGGUCAUUUACCAGCCCUUUUAACUCUCCGCUUCGUCGCGAUCUACUCGUUGUAGUUCUCAUUGGUAGACCUAGGCUCCAGAACGAGCUAACCGGUAGGUGCCAAAGUUAGUUCAACCCAGAAAAUCAACCACUCUUUUGGUUGAAAUUAUGAUAAAUAUGUUUUCCGUGUAGUAUAGAAAUGAAAAAAAAAAUAUUAUUUCGUAUAAUUACGUGAAAAUUUUGGAAAAAAAACCAUGUGGACAUCAUAGGUAGGGGCGGCCGUAUUAGGUGUUAAAAAUUGGUAUGCCAUGAGAAUUCAAAAAAAAAAAUUAUAGCUAAGAUAGCGAUUAUAGCAAUCUUGAUGGCAGGAGGCGUUGCUAGAUAGAGUAAGGCAAUUUUCAUCAUACACGUGGUUAGAUCGGAAGCAGAAAAUAUAGUGUAUUUGUUGAACCAGUCUUUUUUAGCCUCGAUUGCCGUACCAAGUUGGGCUGUCCCUGUUGCUAACAUUGGCCCUUCGUAUCCUCCAGGUGAGCUGUACUAAAAUCACGCUUAUUCUUGUUUAUGACGAAUGCGAGAUUCGAACGAAUGUGGUUUGUAUUCUCGUUUACGUCAAGCUGAUCGAACGAAUUGAACAAAUCGUUCGACCCGGUUGAGAUCGGUGCUCCCUAAAUUGUAAGACAGUAAGCAGCAUCGUCAUGCCGUGUGACAACAAAUGAUUAUAUAUAUAUUUUUAAGUUAAAUAUUAGUUGGCUCAUGUUAGUUAAUCGGUGAUUAGGGUGUACGCGGGCUAACUCGGCAACCAUAGGAGGCGAACGAGUCUACCCAUCUGACAAGCGUCGAUGCUUCUGUCAGAAAGCGGAAGCAAAGCGAAAGGAAAAAUCUUUAUUCAGUUGGAAAAAGUAUAGAGUGACACUUGAAGACAGUUGGUGUGCGAGCGAACGGCCGCCGUCCUUUUUCGAGUUUCCACGCGGGAAAAAGCACGGUACAGAUUUCUGAACUGGUGGAAACGAUUGUGCGAAACGGUGCACUGAACAACGAUCGUACGCGAAGAGACUGCCCAUGACUGCGGUUGUACGGCUGGCAAGAGCCUCGUGGACCAGCACGGGAAGAAAUUCGGGGAUUCCAAAUGUUCACAUGGGCCACAGAAAGGAAGCUCGAAUUCGGUCACAUUAAAAUGUGCCAAGACACCGGUGAGCUAUUGCACGUCGAUCUGGAAGGCUGGGGAAUAUUGACGUGGGGUGAGGUUAUGUGCACUGUUACCCAGUGCGGUGGUGAUACUCGGGCAGUUCUUCAACAAGUGGUAUAACUGUCCAUCGGUGAAUUUGUUCUACUCCGAUCGUGAUAGUGAAACUUAGUUUACCGCCCAACCUGAAUGCCGGUAUGAGUAGCGGUUGUGUGUGUACGUGGGCCAUGAUAUAAAUUUUGCGGAAGAUCGGUUUGCGAGCGCUCUUCAAGCCAGGCCCACUGAAUUCCGCAGUUGAACGCCGCGCCGAAAAAAAAACAUAGAUUGGAACCGAGACCCAGCAGACGAUCGUAUUCGAACGACUUGAGAUACAUCGACAGGUCUGGCGAUUUGGCCAGCUGAUGAAGAUGACGAGCGAACUGACGUCAUCAUAUAUAAGGUAAGCGGGUGUACUGCAUGGUGCUUUCACUCCUUUGAUUUCGGUCAGUACAUCCGAAAUUCCGGGUCAGGUUGUAAUGGCCCUGAAGGGACGGGCAGAAUGGCCAUGAUGAAGAAAAUGAGUAAUGAGUAAAACCGCUGAAUUCUUCUAAUGGCAGCUGGUAAAGAGAUCAAUGCUCUUUCCCUUAACGUCUUUUUUUCUGCCACUUGGUCACUAUCAUCGAUUCCACCGAUCGCAGUUUUCCUAAAUAGCCAGGAUGAAAGGGUACCUAGAAUGACAGGAUGGGGCUUCCAGGCUACGUCCAGACCGAUGACGAUGGCCUCCCCAAACAAGACGGAUUCGAGGCAUUACGGUAGGCGAGACCUGUUCCAAUACCACUAAUGCUCAGUCCCACUCACGUUUAAUUUCGAGUCUUUAGCGUCGAUUCUCACUAAGUUUGCAUAUCUCCUGUUAACCGGGUGAUUAUAGCACACUCGGGUUCCGAGGUGACAAUCUCCAGCUUUGAAGAGGCAAAACAAGCUAGUGUCCAAAUUUGAUCGUCGAUCAAACCACGCGUUGUCUCACUUUUUGCAAACUGGUGAUCGCUGGUAACAGGAUCCCAGUAAAAUAUACAUGAAGCCUGUCCAUUCAUAGUAGAAGGCAAUCUUCUGCUCCAGCCCCGCCCAUUAGGAGGUAUGCCAACCUCGAUCUAGACGGCUGGAAUGCUAGGCUUGAAGUCAACCAAGCCGCUCUGCGAUACAGUGGUGCCAGGAUGUUAAAGAUGUCUUCCUAAUAAGCUGAAACUAGUCAACCAGGGGCCGUAAAAUAGGAGGCUUUGCAUUACAGCCUGGUUGCUGUUCCAUUCGAUCCACCUGUUACUUUAAGGUUAAGAUAUGUGGAAGCCAGGAACGCACGCUUGUUGCUAGGCACCGACGCGCUUGUUUACAUUGAGAACAAAUGAAAUUCGAAGUGAAAAUUCGAACGCACAAAUGAGUUUUCGGACAUUUUCCUUCGGUAAUCUGCACAUUGGCAGAAAAUUUGAAGUUUAGUUAGUAAACGAUUAAAGUUUCGUGGGUAUUUUUUCAGUGCUGUGUGAUUAAAGUGCAUUUGAAAAAGUGUUCUGAAAGCGAGAAAAAGAAAAAUAAGAGUGUUUCGAAAGAAAUCUCCAAGUGAAGAGGGAUGAUAUUUUCGCACAAAUAAGAGCUACAUAUGGAAUUCCGUCAAAAACUCGGGUUAAUUGUAUAGGAAAAUGUUCUAGCUUCAACAGCUCAAGUAGCUGUUUCGUGGUACACCGGCAAGGUUAGUGUAUUGAAAAACGUAUUUUUAUAUUUGCUCAUGUUAGAUACAGGGUUAGGCAGGGGAGGGGGAUGUGUACGGCAUAGGAGCUAUGUUGUGGCUCGCAUGUAUAAUGUCCUUAAGAGCGACGUGAGCUGAUGGUACGGAUUAGUCUUUUGUCACCUGAAUAUUCUAAAGCCAAUCGAGAACAACGUCCGACGACGUCAACGAUGUCGUCUUUCUGUUUAGAAGCGUCCGGUUGAGAAUCCUAUUGAUCAUCCAGAACAUGUCCGAUGUCCGGCCUCACUCUCGCUAGCUCGAAAUCUGUGGCCGAUCACGUAAAGGGUUGUUCGGAUCCCCUAGUGGAACAGCUGCUGGAAUACGCUCUCACGCCAGAGAUUUUUGGGAAGCUUUGUCUGAAUCCAAAAUGGUGAUGAAAUAGGGUUACAGAGAUCCGAAACAAGUCUUGUUUGUUGGUGGCCAUAGUCCGGCCAACUGGCGAAGGGUCGAGAGAGUUCUGCUCUUCAAGAAGUCGAAGAAGACAAUGAUCCCACCAUUGACUAUCACGUGGUCUUCCCGGUACACGGUUGGAGGAGUCUGAUAGUUUGGAAGUCAUUAGAAGUUCUCGUUCUUUGACAUCAUUUAGGAAUUGGUUUUAAGCGAGCUACGUCAUCCGUGAAUCUAACUAGCUCGACUCCUACAGGGAACUUUAGCUAUAGAACUCUAUUAUACAUGAUGUUCCGAAACGUUGGUCGAAGUGUAGAAUCUUGUGGUAAUCCCACCGUGAUCCUUAUCGCCUUCUGCCAUUUGGUGCAACCAUGUUGCACCAGCCUCUCGUCUGGCGUUGUCAUCCUCUAUUGAGGAUGACCCUUUCCAAGAUCUUGCCGAAAGCAUCCAGCAGGCAUAUGGGAUUCCGGGCAUAUGGGCGGAUUCCCUGGUUUGAGCAACAACGGUAGGUUCUAGAUCAUUCACCGAUCUGGGAAGUGCCCGGACAUGGUCGAAACCGGCCGGUAGUCAUUGUUCUUCUAUUUGUUACUGUUACUGCUGUUUUACUAUUGGCUAGUUAGCUGCAGGUUUCUUCAUGGUUCGGAAUUUUUCUUCUCGUUCUGACUUCGACUACGUUAGUUGGCCAUGAUAGAAACCCAAUUGACGAAUCUGCGCUGUAGUACACUGCAUCAAAUAUUUAACAAAGAAAUACAAAUAAACUUUUGUCGAAAGUCUAGUGAGUUUGUGUGGAGCUAGACGGUUGUUUAACGACAAAUCGAACAAUUUAUCUGUCUGCGAGCAAGUAGACGAACAGUGUACCUACCAGAGGCUUUAUGAGGCUAGUAUCCGGCAUCAAAACACCUGUGCGUCUGUCGUGAAGCUUUGGCCUUUGAUGGUCGUAUCGCAGGAUAUAUUCAGAGUCUAUUACGGGUUAGGAAUCCAUCAACAGCAGCGAUUCAGGUACAUGUUCAAAUGUAUGGAAUUAAAAGCCAAACACUAAUUUGUUUAUUUUACAGAUUCACCGAACCACUGUCACCUCCUUAAACUGAAUGUGUGCAAAAUCGCUCACCCGUGUCAGAACUGAAAACAAGUUUUCAUUGCUCUUUUCUUUAUGUCAAUAAAGUUAAAUCCCAGAUCAAAGUAGGCUAAUCAAAUAUUUGUUUUGGUUCCUUUUUUUCCAUUUUCAACCCAAAACAACAACACCAACACAGGGCGUCUUCAUCUUCAAUCUGGUCCAGUGGACUCCGGUCAAGUACCUCGGCUAUUCGUACCCGCUGUGGGCACACGCCUUCGGUUGGUUCACCGCCCUGUCCUCGAUGUUGUGCAUUCCCGGUUACAUGAUCUGGCUGUGGAGAAACACCCCCGGUGAUCGGGCUAACAAAAUCCGGUUGAUCGUCAGAAUCGAGGACAGUGUCAGUCAGCUGCGAGAGAGAAUGCAAGCCGACCAAGAGAAAGCCAUGGAGCUGUAAGUUCUGAACCCGAAAAGAAAAUAAAAAUACAAUAACGGGGAACGCGAUUCCGAGUAAGCUUAAAACUGAACCGAAGUGAAAACAACUACAACUACUACCGGGAUACUAACUGAAUUUAGUUGUUUCUUUAAUCAGCACAACCCCCACACUUUUUGUUUUCCCUUCCUCGUGGAAUUUCUCAUUCAGUUUCGGUCCAUAGCGUAAUGUGAGGAUUAUUGAUUACACUAACUUUAUGAUGCAUUAAUGAGUUUUAAUUUAUUUAGUAAAUAUUUUACUAACAGCUAUAGACACACACACACACCCUUGUCCCACGUUCCGAACGCGUAUACGCACACGCACACAAUGUUAGUUGUAUACUCGAGUUUUUUUUUCUUUGCGCGUGUGGAACCAUCUGUAAGUUGUAAGACGCGAAGAGUACAGUUCCGGCUCCAUUCUAUCUAGGCGUAGGUUUAGCGUUUGUUUAACUGUUAAGCUAAUAAUUUUACCACCCCACACACACACAUAAGCAGUUUAGUUUCCUGUUUUUUUAACGUUCCGAUACGACAAAUAGUGUAUAAUUAAACGUAUUUAUAGAACCCAA